UGGAGCCAGCCAAUAGAGUCACCCUGUCCCUUUAAGAGAAGGGGGAGAGCUAGCCCCUCUCAGCCAUCCUGUCUUGUCAUCCGUCCUGGCCAAAUCCAAAAGGGAAAAUGAAAGAGGGACCAGGAGGAACAGGUCCCAGACGUCUCCCAAGAUCCUUCACUCAGCUUUAACAUCCCAGUUCCAGCAACAGGCGCCAUGGGGGAGUGGGCGUUCCUCGGCUCCCUGCUGGACGCCGUGCAGCUGCAGUCGCCGUUCGUGGGCCGCCUGUGGCUGGUGGUCAUGCUGAUCUUUCGAAUCCUGGUGCUGGCCACGGUGGGCGGCGCCGUGUUCGAGGACGAGCAGGAGGAGUUCGUGUGUAACACGUUGCAGCCGGGCUGUCGCCAGACCUGCUACGAUCGCGCCUUCCCCGUCUCUCACUACCGCUUCUGGCUCUUCCACAUCCUGCUGCUCUCGGCGCCGCCGGUGCUCUUCGUCAUCUACUCCAUGCACCGGGCCAGCAAGGAGCCGGGCGACGCGGACGCCGGGGCGGGGGCGCCGGGGACCCCGGGGCGCCCCGGGGGUCGCCGCGCGCGCCGGUGCUACCUGCUGAGCGUGGCGCUGCGCCUGCUGGCCGAGCUGGCCUUCCUGGGCGGCCAGGCGCUGUUCUACGGCUUCCGCGUGGCCCCGCACUUCGCGUGCGCCGGCCCGCCGUGCCCGCACACGGUGGACUGCUUCGUGAGUCGGCCCACCGAGAAGACCGUCUUCGUGGUCUUUUACUUCGCCGUGGGGUUGCUCUCGGCGCUGCUCAGCGUGGCCGAGCUGGGCCACCUGCUCUGGAAGGGCCGCCCGCGCGCCGGCCGCUGCAGCCAGACGGCCGAGCGCGACAACCGCUGCAAUCGCGCGCACGAGGAGGCGCAGCAGCUGCUCCCGCCGCCGCCGCCGCCGCCGCCGCCGCCGCCGCCGCCCGCCCUGCCUGCCCGGCGCCCUGGCCCCGACCCCUACGCCCCGCCCGCCUACGCGCACCGGGCGCCAGCCGGAGACAGCGAGGGCGGCAGCGGCCGCAGCAAGGCGUCGCUGGCCACCGUCCGCCAGGAUCUGGCCAUCUAGCAUCGCCUCGGCGUGGGGGUGAGGUCAGAGGCCGGAUGCCACCACCCCGGAACGAGAAGUGGUUCCGCACCCACUGUUCGCAGGACCCCCUGCCCAGCAGAGAACGCGCGGGGGGGUGUGACCCGCGGGGCAGCAUCCUCACUUCCCUGGAGCUCCCAGCCGAGCUGGGGGCAUCGAAUGAACCAAGGCUGGUCCUUGAUGCCACGAUCCAGGCAGAAAGGAAGGUGGCCAGAGGGGCGGGGAGAAAGUGGACAAGAGGCGAGCAGAGCAAGGGGAGGUUCAGGUGGUAACCUGGCUGUUUUACUGGGGACAGAAACAACUGUGAUACCAGCAUCCCAGGGGCCUCUGCUUGUUCAGACUGAGGCGUGGCCUCUGUGUGGGCUGUCUGUGUAUGUGCACACGCUACACGACGCGUAUAGACGGUGUGAGCUAUGUGUGCCCACUCACACAUAAGCCUAUGUGAGCUCUUUGUGUAUGUGCGUGCAUGCGUAAAUCCUGUGUGAGCUGUGGGGGUGUGUGUGCGUCUGUGUGCCCCGUGUGAGCUGUGUGUGUGAUCUCUGAGAUGCACUGUGUGGGUGGCCAGGAUCCAGUGCCAGCAGCAACCACAGUGGCUCCCGCCCUACCUGCAGGGGCAUCGCAGGAAGGUCUCCCCUCCUGAUGGAGCCCACACAGGAGGGGCACCCUGGGCAGGUCUCAGCCUGGUAGGGCCUGCGGGCACCACUGCACUCUCUGCCCUGCGGCCUGGGCCAGGUGGCUGGGCCCUCCUUUCAUGGAGGUAGAGUGGGGGUGGGCAGUGGGGUCAGAGGGCAGGGGUUGGUCUUUUCUAUUUUUACCCUCCCCACCCUGCUACUGUUAUCCUAGUCCAUAAACAUAGUUAAGUCUCUUCCAACCUCAGAAGAAAUCUCUCCCAAAACGGGCUCCUAUUCCUGCAUUUCCCUGCAGUCACCACCCUCUCCCU
Molecule: messenger RNA, 2044 nt
Organism: Camelus dromedarius (Arabian camel)
Lineage: Eukaryota; Metazoa; Chordata; Mammalia; Artiodactyla; Camelidae
Gene: GJD3
Product: gap junction protein delta 3
Exons: 2
Coding region: 196-1086 (296 amino acids)
Biological process (GO): cell-cell signaling
Cellular component (GO): connexin complex
Molecular function (GO): gap junction channel activity involved in AV node cell-bundle of His cell electrical coupling
Source: RefSeq, a predicted model, not a curated record